AUGUCAAUAUGACAACGAUGACCAUGAAAAUAGAAAGAUGUCAUUAUAAUUAACUAACAAUGAUAUCAUAGCCCGCAAAAAUGUAUAGCAGAUUGGUAUAAAAUCAUUAGAACUAAAAAAAAACAGUUUAAAUAUGUAAACAUGGCUGACCGACUUCGGCAAUUUGCACAAAGAGUGCGAGACAAGAUACAUUUACCGCAAAUUACAUCGACAAGUAGAGACAAAGUCGAUCAACUUAUAACCAAGUAUGUCCCAGCGUCUAAAGUUACAGAAAUAGCGGAAAAGUUUAAACAUGAAAGUAUCACGAACAGAGUAAAGGAACUCGUGUCUAGAUAUGAAAAGUUUACUGGUAUAGAAGAAAUAAUGGCUAUUCAGAAUACAGUAGUAGAAGCGCAGGAGCGGUUUGUUGCAUCUCAGGAUCGGAGACGAGAUUUAGGACGUGAACUGGCAUCAAUAGAAGCUAGGUUGAAAGAAUUACAUUCAGAAAUGCAAAACAUUAUGAAAGGUGACGACAAGUACUUACAACUUUGUACUGAGGAACAUAAGUUAAUCAUACAAGAACGAGCAUUACGAACUCUUUUCUCGGAAGCGGAGAGAGAGGAAAGAGAAUUGUUCGCGACGAUGUCGGCCGCUGUCAAACUCGGCCAUGAAAGGGAAAGGGCACACGCUGAACGCAAUAAAUAUUGGUACAUUGUUGCUUCCAUACUUGGUACAGUCUUAGGAAUAGCCGGUUCAACAGUGAACAAUCGCUUAAAAAUGGCCGAGUUCAGAGAUAUGAUGGAACAACAAAUGGCUAGGAGCGCCAGCGUGUUAUACACCAUAGCAGGUGGUGGGUCAGCCAGCAGAGCUGAUAUCGCUGACGCUAUGAAGACUGAGUUUGCUUAUCAGGAACAACUCGCGAAUAACUUAACCUUAAUGCAGGAAAAUAUAGAAAAUCUAGUCAACAAACAGGCAUCUUUAAUUGAUCACCUAAAUCACCAAGAUCAUAAAAUCGAAUCACAAAUCCGCGAACUCAAACGUUUAAUAGUUGCCGCUUCUCAAAAUAGUGCUAAAUCAGAUGCCGAACUAGCAAAAGCACUGUCUGUAGUACAUCAUGACCUAGAUGAGGAUAAAGACAAGGAAAGAGAGCCAAGUACCCUUGAUGGUAAUCAAAUAAUUACCGGUAUCGGUAUUUUGAUAUGCGCCGCUGUAAUAUUCGGUAAUAUAUUCGGGAAAAUUAGUUGAUUUAUUACCUCUAUGAUUGUAAGAUUAAAGUUUUUAUUUUGCA
Messenger RNA from Melitaea cinxia (Glanville fritillary), 1267 nucleotides. RefSeq names its product mitochondrial potassium channel-like. The transcript has 6 exons. The record is from RefSeq and is a predicted model, not a curated record. NCBI's taxonomy places the organism in Eukaryota, Metazoa, Arthropoda, Insecta, Lepidoptera, Nymphalidae. The coding region runs from base 142 to 1224 and encodes 360 amino acids.